CACGGUAGCCAACUGACGGGUCGAAAACGUAGCAGCAAAGGAAAUCGCAUCAAAACAAAAUCAUCGCGAAUUUACUCGAGUGCGGUCGGUCAAAAAAACUAUCGGUCUCGAAAAAUAAUGAAAUUUAUAGUGAAAAUAUAUGUGCAACUUAUGAAAAAUUGGUGUUUAAGCUGGGCUAUUGCUGACUGAAAUAAGGUGUCAACUCAUGUUCCGUGUGGAUGGAUUCCGGAGUUAUUUCAUCCUCGUUCGGUCCCUCCAGGCUUGGGAUAUCCAAACUAUCAUCGGUGAUGGGUUCCUGGACGACGUGCGGAUUAUUUUCAUCAACUAUAAGGCAGAAAAUAAUAUUUCGCUGAGUGUCUAUAGAAUUGCCUUCGAACUGGGGAUUACUACUAGGCUUGGAAAUGUCGAUCCCUUCACUCGUCGUUGGCCGGAUGCCAAACGCCUCCCAAAAGUCGUAGCCACAGAUGAGAUCUUUCGAUAUCUCGGGGAUUACUACUGUUGGAACGACCUUUGUCUUCCCAUCGAAUGUGAAGGGUUAAACCUGUUUAUUAAGUCGAGAGAACUGAUGACCGAUAUGCUUGCGCCGGAAUCCAGCAGACCCGUAACUUCGGUGCCGAGAAUUUGCACGGUAAUAUGUGGGCAGGAACUACUCGUGUGCGCACACUUCUCUACUAGUACUAGUGAAUGAUAUAAUACGAGAUCUCUAACCUUGAUGGCGACCUAGGUCACCUUACUGCUGGCUGGCUGAUGCGUUCGCUGUAGCUCGCUGGAUCGUCGAUGCCGGAGUACUCCCCCGAUGCGGUGGUACUGGGCUGACGGACUGCGCCCCUGGCGACGGAAAUUGCGGACCGUUUCACGGGUCUGACCAACGCCGACGUGGUUGUGCUCGGCUUGAACUCGGCGGAUGCCGAUUGCUUGCGGACCGGCGCUUCUUGCUUGAGUUGGCAGACGGAUCGGCUGGUGCCGAUGGUGGACGGAAAGCAGACGAUAGCAGUAACUGGCUACGCUGCCACGGUUUCGCAGGUCUCGGCGAUAGGCAACGGCCGGCGGACACUAACACUACUUGGCGGUGUAUCGACGAUUGCCGACGAUUGGCUGGCACUACACGUGAUUGAUGGUAUCUCGGCGAUGGCCAACGACUGGCGGGCAGACACGUGUUAAGUACUAUUUCGGCGGUUGCCGACGACUGGAGAGCGUGGAACGUGUUAACGGUAUCUCGGCGAUUGCCGAC
Molecule: messenger RNA, 1231 nt
Organism: Armigeres subalbatus
Lineage: Eukaryota; Metazoa; Arthropoda; Insecta; Diptera; Culicidae
Exons: 4
Coding region: 206-688 (160 amino acids)
Source: RefSeq, a predicted model, not a curated record